GGCAUCUUUGAGUCCAGCCAUAUGCUAUAUAUGCCAGUGAGCUGGAGAGCAAGCGGGGCCAGUGUGUGUGAAUGAGAGCCCGAGCCAGAGAGAGAGAGAGAGAGAGAGGAGGAGGAGGACCAGAGUAGAGAGCAUCUUUGCCGGAGGAGCAUCCCUCGAUCAGCCGCCCGGCAGACGCCAUGAGCAAGCUCAGCUCCAAUGAGUCACCGUCCCCCAGCGAGAUUCCUGGCCGGGAGGAGCAAGACAAAGCCGGGAGCACCAAGAAGGUGGUGGAAGCCGAAGAGGAGGAGGUGGACAUCGACCUGAACGCGCCCGAGACUGAGAAGGCCGCCCUCGCCAUCCAAGGCAAAUUCCGACGCUUCCAGAAACGGAAAAAGGACCCCAGCUCCUGAGCAGCCCUGGCGCCCCCCUUCCCACCUGCCCCCUCCCACUCUGCGCUCCCCUUUCCCUUGGCCUCUUCCCCUAACUUGACAUUCCCACCCACAGCCUGGCUCAGCCCUGCCCCAUGACCUCUCCUCCUUCCCCAGUACUGUGGGGCCCACAGUAUUUUUUGCACGUACUGUACUCAAUUCGGUUAAGGGUGGGUUGGGUUUUGAGGGCGGAGGUCCAGCUCUCUUCGCCUGCGAGUUGGCCAAGGAGGAAACCCAGGGCUUUUCCCCACUGCACAUGAUGCCACCCCCCCCAAGGACGCCCCCUCUUUCCAAUAGCCAUGAUCAAAAGCAGUGUAGCAGUGUCCUUCACAGAAAGCCAUUGGAGGGGGCCCCUUGAUGCGCUGGGGGGGGUCCACGCUAAGGGACGUGCCUUGUGCUCGAGCCCACAGAGCUGAACCGCUGCUGAACCGGCAUAGGUUAAGUUCGUCCAAAGCAUCUGCACUUUGAUUUUUGCCAGGGCGUGGCUGUAGGGAGCCACCCACACACCUUGCAAGUCAGGGACUUGGUGAUGGAGGUGGUGGUAAAGGGCCCCUUCAAGCCCUUCCAAGAGAAAAACCGCCCAGAGACGCAAGUUCUGGGCGGUGGACAAGUGCGUUCAAUAAAUAAAGAAAGGCAUCCAGAAGGGAACUAAAAUUCCCAUUGGAAAUGCCAAAAUGGAUGCCCACAUUGUAGGGAAAAGCGGGGCCCGAGGUGGGGUGGGGUGGGGUGGAGACAGCUAAUUGACAAGGUUUGCACUCAAAUGCUUAACGCCUCGGCCCCACCCAUUGGGGGAUACAGUAAAAGCCCAAAGCUUCAAGCGGGGAGAGAGGAGCUGCUAACCAUGUCUCUCCUCUCAAUGCAUGUUUUGGAAUCCCGACAGAGACCUUUCUGAAGCCAACAUGACCGGUCUGAAACUUGACAAGUUUCAACCCGGUUCUGCCGUUUCCCAUGUGCAGAGCAGCCGCUGUUUUGCUCCACCAGCCGCGGGAGCACGAGGAAGCCUGUGUUAGCUGGAAGACUGUGCAUUUGUUGCGGUCGGAACUUUCCUAGGCCAGAGGCGAUAUAAACAGGAGUGGCGUACGCUUUUGCUCUUUUGUUUGUUUUAUUUGUUUGUUUGUUUAUUCGAUUUCUAUACCGCCCUUCCAAAAACGGCUCAGGGCGGUUUACACAGAGAAAAAAUAAAUAAAUAGGAUGGAUAAGAUUUGCCCUCCAACCUCUUUGUUCUUUUGCCCUCCAAAUCGCCAUCUUUGCUAGGACCCUGAUCCCGUUUUUUGCCAUUAGCUCCUCUCUAGAAAUGCCCUUUCAGGAUUCUCAUUCCAACCAUAGAUAUGCCUUUGAAGAAUGAGAAGAAUCCCACCCUUUUCGCUGUCUCUGUGGUGUUCGUAACCUAGGGCCCCAGAUGUUGGACUCUAACUCCCAUUAUCCCCAAACCACAACGGUAUUUUUUGGGAAUGAUGGGAGUUUUAGUCCAGAUACUUCUGGGUUCCCAAGGUUAGGAACCCCUCUUGUAAGGGAUGGGUCAUUUGCACAAAAUCGACAUAUCCCAAGUACAAGUUUGCCAUAAGAAACCGAUUGCUCAUUGAACGCAGAAAAGGCAGUGUUCCAGAGGAUCUUUUUGCUAUUAGAAUAGACUUUCCAGGAGGUCAGCUGCAAGCCAAGCUGGGUUUUGCCAAGAGAUCCCACCCCACCAAAGAUGCUUGUAAGAUCAAAUCCACCUUUGUGCCACUUGGUUUGGAGGAAACGAGUCUCACUUAAAACUUGCAGCUGAUCUUUUGCAAAGUGCAUCUGACAUCCCAGAUUAAGCUCUUAGGGAAUACCUGGCCACACAAGCUCAGCUCCUGCUGUCCUGACCCCUAUGCGUUUCGUGGCUGUCGUUCACAGUGCUUUGGAAACUUCACUGGUACAUGACAUCGCCGCCGAAGAGAAGCUAGAGUUUGAGUGAGUUGCUAAGAUUGAGAAGUGGUGAGGAAGGAGGUCAGAUCUGAUGCCAGGUUAGUAUAAUCUACUGGUCCAGGAAGUAGUAUUAAGCAGCUUGGGGUUGUUUGAGGGCAGAUCCAUCUGUAAAUGCACAUCUUAAAUCCCCCAAAGGGGCCGGGUUUAUCUGUCCUCAGAGGAGCCCCCAAACGCCUUGGAGGCUGCCCUUCCCCAAAUCCACCCCACCCCUGCUCCAGACCCAGCCUCCUGCAAGCCCAGACCAUGAAGGUCAUCACCACACAGCUCUAAGCACCGACCUCGGCAUUGCCCCACAGAACCGCCUGUGAAGGGGGACUGGGAGGAAAACGCAGUGUCCCCACGGGUCACGGACGAAGCUGUUGCAGAGACUGACUCUUUUAGCAUGUUAAUAAAAUAAUCAGGGGAAAAUG
Messenger RNA from Hemicordylus capensis (graceful crag lizard), 2773 nucleotides. It is a transcript of the gene PCP4L1, whose product is annotated as Purkinje cell protein 4 like 1. Lineage: Eukaryota; Metazoa; Chordata; Lepidosauria; Squamata; Cordylidae. The record is from RefSeq and is a predicted model, not a curated record. The coding region runs from base 180 to 392 and encodes 70 amino acids. The transcript is spliced from 3 exons.